AUGGGCAACGACCAGCGGCACCGACCCGGCCGUCUUCAUCAGUCAAAUAAGCCUUUCAAAUCACGCCAUGCCAGUAAAGGCUCGCUCAGAGAAAAGUCAAAGGGCAAAGUGAAUAGAACUGCUAUCAAGAGAUCCGGUGUCAGAACCGUCGGCAAAGUCGAUCGUCGCAAUGCAGCCAAAUUGGAGCAGCAAAGGAAGCGUGAAGAACUGACACGAACCCACCGCAUCUUCGAGGGUCGACAUGGCGCACCCAAAAUUGUUCCUGUAUUGUCGUUGUGUCCGGACACCGAUGUGCACGUUGCCAUUGCUUCAUUGUACCGAUCGCUCGGCCAGGAACCGCCCUCGACGCCAUAUGAAAGCUCGAUUUUGAAUGUCGAACGAUUUAAGCAAAAACUGCAGCUUGUUCCUUUGCGCCGCAACUUUGUCGAUGUUAUGGAUGCGUUCAAGGUGGCCGAUAUGGCAAUUUUACUGCUGUCUGCGGAAGUCGAGGUGGAUCAAUUUGGUAUCAAUUGUUUGCUUGGCGUUCUUAAUCAAGGUCUUGUUUCUGUUACUCCUGUUGUUCAGCAUUUGGAUAAGGUGGCGCCUAAGAUGCAAGCUUCGGUCAAGAAGUCGUUGGUGGCGUUUAACCAGCAAUUCUUCCCUAACGAGGAACACUUGUUUACAUUGGAUAACGAGGCGGAUGCUACAAACGUCUUGCGAUAUGUUACUUCACAGCGUCCCAAGGCUUUGGCGUGGCGCGAUUUGCACCCUUAUAUGCUGGCUGAGGAUGUUCAAUAUGUACCUUCGUCUGAUCAGCAGAACGUGGGUACUUUGAAGGUGACAGGCUUCGCACGUGGCAACCCAUUCAAUGCGAACAGACUGGUGCACUUGCAGUCCUUUGGUGAUUUCCAAAUUGAGCAAGUUACGACAGCUCCGGGAGACAACAGUCAAAGCAAUGGUAUGGAAGAGGAUGAGCAAGUGGUAGAUACGCCCGACGUCGAGGGACAAGACGACUUGAUCUCGGAAAAUGAACCUGAUUUCAUGGAUAACGAGCAAACAUGGCCAACUGAGGAAGAAAUGGCUGCAGGCGAAGAACGAAUGCGUUUGAUGGGCCGUGAAAUGGAUGAUGACCGACCGCAAAGCGGUAAGGUGACUAAGCGUGUUCCUAAAGGCACAUCCGCUUAUCAAGCCGCAUGGAUUGUCGACUCUGAGGACGAGGAUUACAGCGAAGAUGAUGAGGAUGAUGAUAUGGAAAUGGCCGUCGACAACGAUGAAGAUGAUGUUCAGCCAGCAGAUUACGAGCUUGGGCGUAGCAACGAUUUGGAUGAAGAAUAUGAAGACAUUGAGCUGGAAGAAAAGGGUGGUUAUAAGGAUGAAUUGGAUCCAGAAGAAGAGAGACGACAGUUUGAAGAAUAUAUGCAAAGCAGACAAAAGGAGUUCAAGGAGAAUAUGGAAUUCCCUGAUGAAAUCGACACACCCAUUGAUUUACCAGCACGAGAGCGAUUUCAAAGAUAUCGCGGUUUACAAUCGUUCCGUACAUCACCCUGGGAUCCUUAUGAAAACCUUCCCAUUGACUAUGCACGUAUCUUCCAGUUUGAGAAUUUCAAACGAACCAAGAGUCGUGUUGUCACCCAGGCCAUUGUCGGUAACGUCAAACCAGGCACCAGAAUCACGUUGUGGAUUAAGAACGUUCCUAAGGAAGCCUAUGGUGCAUAUGAUAAGCAGCGCCCAUACAUUGUUUUUGGCUUGUUGCAGUACGAGCACAAGAAGUCGCUUCUGAACUUCCAGAUUCAGCGUGACAAUGCCUACGAGGAGCCUGUAAAGUCCAAGGAUCCCAUGGUGCUACACGUCGGUUUCCGCCGGUACUCGGUUCGACCGAUCUAUUCCCAAAACACAAACAAAGGCACAAAUCAUGUACAUAAAUUCGAACGCUUUUUACAAAUGGGCAAAUCAUCCAUCGCCACGGUCUAUGGUCCCAUAGUAUUUGGCAAGGUGCCUUGCAUGUUCUACAAAGAAACAGAUAAUGUCAAUGAACCUAACUUGGUAUCCACCGGUACAUUCUUGAACACUGAUGUGAAACGUAUCGUUGCGAAGCGUAUUGUUCUCAGUGGUCAUCCCUUCAAGAUUCAUAAGCGAUCAGCCGUCAUCCGAUACAUGUUCUUCAAUCCAGAGGACAUCAAUUACUUCAAACCAAUUCAGCUCACAACAAAGUACGGCCGAGUGGGACAUAUCCGAGAAUCACUGGGUACUCAUGGUUACAUGAAGUGUAUCUUUGACGGAUCAAUAACGCAGCAGGAUACUGUGCUUAUGAAUCUAUACAAGCGAGUGUAUCCCAAGUGGAACACGGAGUUGUGGAAGGGUGCUCUUGAUAGCUCAGAGUAUUCUUCUGACAAGAUUGUCACCGAUUAA
Molecule: messenger RNA, 2388 nt
Organism: Zychaea mexicana
Lineage: Eukaryota; Fungi; Mucoromycota; Mucoromycetes; Mucorales; Lichtheimiaceae
Exons: 9
Coding region: 1-2388 (795 amino acids)
Biological process (GO): maturation of SSU-rRNA from tricistronic rRNA transcript (SSU-rRNA, 5.8S rRNA, LSU-rRNA); endonucleolytic cleavage of tricistronic rRNA transcript (SSU-rRNA, 5.8S rRNA, LSU-rRNA); ribosome biogenesis
Cellular component (GO): preribosome, small subunit precursor; nucleus
Molecular function (GO): U3 snoRNA binding; GTP binding; GTPase activity
Source: RefSeq, a predicted model, not a curated record